Molecule: messenger RNA, 2569 nt
Organism: Lytechinus pictus (painted urchin)
Lineage: Eukaryota; Metazoa; Echinodermata; Echinoidea; Temnopleuroida; Toxopneustidae
Product: polyamine-modulated factor 1-like
Exons: 5
Coding region: 28-699 (223 amino acids)
Biological process (GO): chromosome segregation
Cellular component (GO): MIS12/MIND type complex
Source: RefSeq, a predicted model, not a curated record
CUCUCCAGCUAGCGCGGGAAAUUAGAAAUGGAGUCUGAAUUGGAUGCAGAGCAGCAGAAGGUCGAGGAGGGAAUAAAUCUCACAGAAGAAUCUGAAAUUAAAGGAGUGAUUUCAAAUGAAACUUCAGAUGAGCCUGAUGGAGCACGGAUGAUGCACCUCAGGAAUGCAUUGAGGAAAACAAUCCGAAAGUGCAUUGAUUCUGCCAAGUUCAGUACCUUCAACAAGCACUAUGGGAAGCACAUGAAAGAUAGAAAUCCACAAGCCUUGAAGAGUCUGCUGCAGCAGUUUAAAGAACAGCUGGAGAAAUCCAUCAAGGAAGAGAUUGAACUGAUGAUUGAUGAAGAGAAUUUAGUUCAUUUGUUUAAUGAUCUUGACAAGCUUGUAGAAGAGGCAAGCGAUGAGGACACCCAAGUAGCAUGGCGGCCUUCUGGUGAACCAGAGAAAGAUUGUCUUGCUCAAGUUUACAGGGAAAAGCUGAAGGAGAAAGAGAAACUGGAGAGAGUUCUACAGCAAGUGGAAGCAGAGGGCGGGAGACUCCAAGAAAUUGUGAAAGGCCAGAGACAAAAGCUUGGAAAGACUCAAACAAAGAUCAAGCAACAUCUAGAGGCAUUCAAUCAGGCUGCUGUUGCAUGCGACCAAGUUCCCGUAACCCAACUUGAAACGGUCCUCCGUCAAUUAAGCUCAACAUCAGGAAUGUGAGGGAUCUAGUCCUUUGUAAAGUUCCAAUAACCCAGCUCAAGAGGGUCUUCAUCUUUUACUCUCCUUAACACCUGCUAUUAACGAAACUGCCUUCAUGUGUCGAGUUCCAAUAUGACCCAGCUCUAGUUCAUUCAUCUGUUACGCUCCUCAACGCCUGCAUUGUGACAAAUGUCAAAAUCAUGUGCCUUAUACUUUACUUCUAUAUAGAUCUAAAUUGGAGCUUUCUUGUUAGAGGGGGGAUAUAAACUUUUAUCUAGUAAUUGAAUUAUUGGAUAAUGUCUCAAAACAUGAUAAUUGUCACAAAAAAUCCUGAAAUAUAUUCCAACUUUUUUAAGCUCCGGAAGACUUGCAUCAUAGUAUUUUGACUUUGGACGCUGCCUACCAAAGUGUCAAUGUCAUCCGAACACGCGCCCAAGCUCUACAAACUGUCUGCUUUAACUAUAGCGUGUAGUGCUCUGCGGAGCUCAGCUAAUCACCGGUGUUAACACUCUCGCUGGGCACAGAAAGAAGAGGAUUGCACGAUCAGCCAAUCAGCAUCCAGGGAUUCCGUCUACUGCGAUGGUGUGGGAUUCUUCUAUGUUUGGAAGCGAAAAGAAAACAAAUUCAAUGCCUUGGAUUAGGUUUUGUUUGGCACCUGGCCAUGGAGGGGAAAAUGGUAUGCCCUGAGAGGAAAAUUGAGUGUUGAAAUGGGUGUCCCCUCUGAGGAACGUACCCACUGUCCAAAAUAUACACCCCCCUCCGCCCCCCGGGGAAACAGUGCCCAGAUUGGGAAAGUUCUCAAAAUUCUGAUCAAAGAGUUCAAUACUGAAUCUGGAAGAAAAAUAUCCUGUUGUGGGAGGGGUAUGAAUGCAUGCAUUUGAACAUAGUCCUUGGAAUCCAAGGAAAUUCUUUUUUGUGGAUACAUUUUACAAUUAUGAAGGAAGCCUUAAUAACGUUUUGCGGCAUCAGUGUUUUUGUAAAAUAAAAAUAUACUGGUAUAUUGAAAUAAUGAAAUGCAAAUAAUGAUCCAAGUUUUAAUUAUUUCUUGAGAGAAUGUGCCCCCUUUUCAUUUUGAAUUCUUAAUUUCACAAAUUCAAUUAGUCAUACAUCCCAUGUAUAUGAUGUCCUUAGGCAUCCCAUCAGUAGUCAAAUUAGAAUCUGUUGGAAAACUUUGUGAAGCAUGAGGCUAAUCUGCCACAAGGACCAAAAAUAAUGCCUAUUCCAGUAUGAAAAAUUCAAUUAAACAAGCAUCAGAUGCAUCCCAUGUUAUUCAGAUCAUGAAAUUUUAUUUCACUCUGUUGAAGCAAGUGAUUUUUUAAAAAAUUGUUGGGGUGUACUUGGCCUUCAGUGAGGCUCCUCAGAGUAUGAUGCCAGGUUCCUACUGCUGAUUUAUCGACUCAAUCUGGAUCGAUCAAGCCAAUAUUUGGGGACAGGUUCAGAAUAUUUGUGUAGGAAUCUAGAGCCAUGUCAAUCAAGAUAGAAUGAUACAUUACCAAUCAUGACAGAAUCCCAAAUACCAUAUCAAUCAGGCCAGACCAACCUGUGCCCCGUUGCUAUUUACUAUUUUGGUAACUUUCAUGGAAUCCUUGAUUUUGAUUGGCUGAUGAGCAUUGUUACCAUGGUAGUUACCAUUGGACGGCAAAGUUACCAAAAUAGAAACUUUUAUGCAACGGGGCCCAGGUUGAAUGAAGUGAUCGGGCUUCAUUGAGCCAAACAUUUCAGCAGUGAGAACUUGGCAUAAAGUAUGUAUACAUGCAGAUUUAUGUCAACAUAAACAUACACACAAAAGUGAUAAAGAUGAGCAUUUUAUAACUUUUUUAAAUAUUCAUUUAUGUAUUGUAUUUAAUGUAUAUAUUUGUAUAUAAAAGCAUUAAAAUUAUACAAAAGAACA